Molecule: messenger RNA, 1410 nt
Organism: Giardia duodenalis
Lineage: Eukaryota; Fornicata; Diplomonadida; Hexamitidae
Exons: 1
Coding region: 1-1410 (469 amino acids)
Molecular function (GO): protein binding
Source: RefSeq, a predicted model, not a curated record
AUGUUGGAAAGCGAUAAGCGAUUUUGCCCGCCCAAUGGACGCGCAGGGUUGGAUAAGAAUCAAAAGUUCAUCAUUACGAGAGUCCAACGAGACUCUGAGGCCGAUGAGAACGCUUUCAAAGAAGGGGUAGCCGCCUAUUUGAGGAAUCUUCAUCUUUUCGGUCAAUGGGGCAACCCUAGGUAUACUGCUGGAAAGGCUAUCAUUCCCUGCACGGACCUAUUCGUGCAGAAAGUUAACACACCAAGCGCCAAGGAAGAGCUGUCAAGAGCCCUCUGUUGCCAAAUCGACUUUUCCGUUCAGCGAAUUACUAAGUUAGAGUUUCUACCAGAAGUCCGUGAACAACUAGAGCGAUUCUUUGAAGCAAAGACCUGGUCUGACACUGCAAGCAACAAAAAGUGCCUGAAUCUAUCGUCCAUUGUGGAAUCCUACAAGCAAUGGAUGAAUAUACAGCAGAAGUGCUCUAAUGGCGAAGAACCACGAGACUCAUUCACAGAUGCCCAAGAACCUGAGCUAUCCUUUGACAACAUGCGUUUGGUGAACGUGCUUACCGACUACUUAAGGGAGAAUGAAAUAAAUGUACUAAUACUGUCCAACAAUAACCUGACCGAUUUGAAACGCCUAACUUGCCCGACUGGAUUGAAGAAUGCAACAACCUUGACAAAGCUGGUGCUCACAAGUAACAAUAUUACCUCUUUGGAAGCACUGAAAUGCCUCACAUACAUUAAGCAGUUGGAAACUAUUGUAUUAACAGACAAUCCUGUCGUCAAUGAUCCUGAUUUCGUAAGCACACGAGAUGCUCUCAAGCUCACUUGCGUCACCCAGCCCCCGCUUCCCCAGCACUUGCCAGACGCCAAGAGCUACAGGUCCUUUAAAUAUCUACAUGACAACAUAUGCAUGGCUAUUACGAACGGCGAUACAGACAUGCUUGCUGCUCCCUACACCCUGGGUUUAGAUGGCUUUGGAUUUCAGCCCCCUGCGGUCUCCAUCAUUUACCACGUAGUAGACAUGGGCGACAGGCGUGUUCCUAUUCACUGUGCUGCGAACAAAUAUCUGCAAACAAUCCACAGAUUGCUUGAGGAUAGGGUGUUAUUUAUAGAUGGUAGGGCUAAUAUUCUUGGCACCUCUACCAGUGUCAUCCACAACCCCUACUACACUAUUGAAGCCAGCAGGGUCCUACCUAACCUGGUGCGUACAACUUACAUCUGUACGGGCAAUGCGACCCUUCGCAAGCGUAAGCCCAGUGCAGAGACCAAAGAAAUUCUGUUAUCGUAUGUCAGAACCCUCACCCUGAUUACUCCCUGUGUCUGGGACGGAUCCCUGAAGACGACCUUUGAGAAGAAUAACACUAAAGACUUUACUGGUAGAAUUAUUGCCGAUGUGGCGCAGUUCAAGCUGUCUGAGGGCAUGUGA